CUCGCCCCGUGUCCGCGGUGCAGUCCCGGCGGGCGGCCAGGAAGUGGCUUCCAGACGAGGCCGGGAUCCCCGGGACGAUCCGUUUCUGUUCGGAAAGGGCGGCGGCCGUCCCGUUGCUGAACUCGGGGCGCCCGGGUCCUCCCAGGCCCCUCCCCUCAGCGGGUAAACAAACACCAGCGCGUCACUCGUCGGACUCGAAAACAGCUUCACCCGCUGGGAAACGUAGCUUCCUUCCGUAAACUUUCGGAGCGCCUUCCUCCCCGCCCCCACCGCCACCCUCACCCCGGAAGAGUGAAAUUGGGGGCGGGAGGAUUGGCAGGGCGGUGGCUGGCGGCAUGAUGGACCUAGCCGGGCUCCUGCUGGACGAAGAAGGCACCUUCUCCCUCACCGGCUUCCAGGACUUCUCGUUCCUCCCAGGACACCAGAAGCUGAGUGCCAGGAUCCGGAGGAGACUCUACUAUGGCUGGGACUGGGAGACGGACUGCAGCCUGGAGGAGCUCUCCAGCCCCGUGGCAGACAUUGCGGUGGAACUGCUGCAGAAGGCGGCCCCCAGCCCUAUUCGCCGGCUCCAGAAGAAAUACGUAGCGCAUGUGUCCCGGGAGGCGUGUAUCUCCCCGUGUGCCAUGAUGCUGGCUCUGGUGUACAUUGAGCGCCUCCGACACCGGAACCCAGACUACCUGCAGCACGUGUCGUCCUCUGAUUUGUUCCUGAUCUCCAUGAUGGUGGCCAGCAAGUACCUGUAUGACGAAGGGGAGGAGGAGGAGGUGUUCAAUGACGAAUGGGGAGCUGCUGGGGGUGUGGCCGUGCCCACCCUGAAUGCCCUGGAGCGGGGCUUCCUGAGGGCCAUGGACUGGCGUCUCUACACGGACCCUCGGGAGAUCUUUGAGGUGCUGAGCUGGCUGGAGAGCUGCGUGGCCGAGCAGCAGGGACGGCGGCGGGGCUGGUACACCUACACAGACCUGUGCGUGCUGCUGGAGCAGCCAGCGUGGCAGCUGGCCCUGGGCUCCCUCUGCCAGCGCCUGGUAAAGCUCUCCUGCCUGUUAGCCAUGGCGUAUGUGAGCAGUGUGGCCUUGGCUGUGGCAUCGGUGGCUGUAAUACACCAGUCCUUGGGGCUGUCCUGCAGCCCCUCACCUGGUCCUCCUGACCUUGGAUUGACCUCCAGAUGCCUUUUGGAGCCCUGCAUCCCUUCUCCUGUGCCACAGUGCCUGCCGUCACCUGCUAACAUCUCCAGCUGCCUGGGAGGUGACAUGGGGCUGCGUUCACUCUGGGGCAGUCUUCUGGCCCCACUGGCUCCCCCACCGCUGCCUCCCCCUGACCCCCCUGCCCCUCCCACUCUUCUCCAUAAUUGCCCCCUUUGCCAGAAGCUCCAGAAGGACUCCCCCACUUGCCAUGCCUGCCACGAUCCCAACCGUACGGUCCCCACUGGGCCACCCAGCACUUGGUACCACACUCAUGGCCUGGCUCCAUCCUGGCCCUGGAGCCCAGUCCCUCCUCCACUCCCCCAGCCCCAGCAGUGUUCGCUUUUCAGUGUCAUGGAGCUGGCCCGCCUCAAAUCUUUCAUUUUCCCAGGCUAGGUAGGGCUCCAAGGAAUUCCUAAAGAGGAUUUGGGAGUCUCUGAGAACCUGGAGCAGCAAAGCUUGAUUUACACCCUCUCUACCUCUCUGGGUCCUUGGCUGGUCCCCUGUCCUCCUGGGUAGGAGCUUAAGGGGUGGUUGGGCAGAAGGACUAAAGGUCGUUAGGUUGUUCGCUCCUAGACCUCAGAGGCUGGCUGCUUGGCCAGCCAGUGUUGGUGCCAGGGAAAGCUUUGGCUCGGUGACCACAGGCACGUCACAGAUGGACAGAGGAGACGCUCCAAUCUCUGCCCCCCCCCACCCCGGGCUCUUCUAGAAGUCUGCUUUUGAGUUCCCUAGGAUGAAAGGAGCAGUGUGGGAAAUGGGGGAGGUGGGGUGAGGGGAGGAAGGAAACAUUGACCUGAGUCUGUGUGAUGUCCCGAAGGCAGGAGAGCCGGGGACUGACGGGGCCAGGGUGGGAGCUUCUGGGGGAGGUCUGAGUGAGGUGGGCCUCUCGCUACACCCGCCCCUUGGGUGUAGUCUAAGGGAGCCAAGGACUGCUGGGACCUUUAAUCUUGACCUUUUGUCUUCCAACCUUAUUGCCGCACUCCGAGGCUUCCCUCUCUUCUGGUCUUUUCCGGGGUGAUCUGUCCACAGCCGUCUCUGGCUGCCGCUUUGUAUCUGGGUUUUUCACGCUUUUGUAGAACUAAGGUUUCAAUAAACAGUCUGAGUUGCAUGGCCUGCCUUUUCCUUCUGCAGCAGCCCUUGAAGACUUUUCCUCCCCGUCCCUGCCUUCCCCACCCUCACCCCUUCACUUCCUGAUCUUGUCACUUUGCAAAUCCUUUUCCCUGAGCCCCAUUCAGAACCCCCCUAUUGUCUGACAUCAGUCAGAGGUUCCCAUUUUUCCCCCUCUUUUUUAGCAUUCUAUUUUUAUUUCUCUGAAAGAGUUAUCCUGAGGGAGAGGGAGAGAUCUUCCAUCCACUGGUUCACUGCCCAAAUGGCUGUAACAGCCAGGGCUGGGCCAGACUGAAGCCAGGAGUCAGGAGCUUCUUCUGGGUCUCCUGCGUGGGUGCAGGGGUCCAAGCACUUGGGCCAUCUUCCAGUUUUCCCAGGUGCAUUAGCAGGAAGCUGGAUCAAAGGUGGCGCAUUGGGGAUUGUAACUGGCAUCCAUAUGGGAUGCUGGCAUUGCAGGUGGCAGCUUAACCCGCUGCACCACAACACCAGCCCCCAGAGGUUCCUAUUUCAAACCUGCUCUCAUCCCUGCUUCCAACACCCUGGGGCCCCAGUGCUGUUCCACUUGGGAUGCCAUGGAACAUAAGCGGUGACUGUCCCAUGCCUGGGGCUGGCCUUGUUGAAUGUUCUGGAUGGGCACCAUCCUUGGAUCCUUAGGGAGCCAAGCCCUGUAUCCAGCAGAGUGCCCUGGGCUCCUUAGGGGCAGGCCACCUUGUAUCCUGACGUCCUCACUGAUCUGACAUGUGGUAGAAGUUGGUGGUGUUAGAGGAACUCCGAAGUUGGUGCUCGCUGGAGGAAGGAAAGCCGCAUCUGGGACUGCUGACGGUCGUCCACAGCAGGGGUGGCACUGCCCUCUAGGGGGCAUUUUGGCCAUCUUUUGAUUGUCACAGGAUCGGUGGUGGGGUGGGGUGGUCAGCCUGAGCAGGAUGCUGGAUAGCCCGAGGUGCUCAGGAACCCCGUUUCUAUGACAAGUUCACAACUUUCUAUGAAGACAAAUUUCAAAUGACUGGCCAGUCACCACGAAUGUGAAAACCCUGUACAGGUUUGUUUGAGCCUAGGAUUUUCACAUGUCAAGUCAUCUUUGUACCUUCUGAAAAAGACUGAGUUUACCACAUACAUACCUCCCUGGAAAUCAAAACUACUCAUUUGGAUCAGCACUUUGCUCACUGUUUUGGAAAAUUGGCCCACAGCAUCAGCACUGCUCCCGGCAGCCAAGUCCCCAGUCAAGCACCAGUGUCCAUUGGCAUCGCUGCUGUCAUGUCCGUGGUCAUUCUGCAUUUCGCUGUGGCGAUUGUGCUGCUACAGUGUCUUCUGGUUUGUGCUCAAACUUUCACAUUUUGCAAUACAAGUUACUAAUAAUUCUAUUUCUCCAUGUUACAAUGAAAACAUUUACGGAGUACAGCCGUGAUGGUCA
Molecule: messenger RNA, 3696 nt
Organism: Lepus europaeus (European hare)
Lineage: Eukaryota; Metazoa; Chordata; Mammalia; Lagomorpha; Leporidae
Gene: CNPPD1
Product: cyclin Pas1/PHO80 domain containing 1
Exons: 9
Coding region: 336-1574 (412 amino acids)
Biological process (GO): regulation of cyclin-dependent protein serine/threonine kinase activity
Cellular component (GO): cyclin-dependent protein kinase holoenzyme complex; nucleus
Molecular function (GO): cyclin-dependent protein serine/threonine kinase regulator activity; protein kinase binding
Source: RefSeq, a predicted model, not a curated record